UGCUGGACGUGACAGGGCAACAUGGACCCAGCAAAAGUGACAGAAUUAAAGGGCUUCGUGAACAUGUGCGAGUCCAGUCCCGAGAUCCUGCACCUUCCAGAGAUGGGCUUCUUCCGGACCUGGCUGCAGGGCAUGGGUGCAACUAUUCCUCCACCACCACCCAAGAAAAAAGAGUCGUGCCAGGGUGGCUGUCCCUGCGGUCCUCCUCCUACAUCAGCUCCACCUCCCGAACCAGAGCCUCCCGUACUCUCCGAGAGCGAGGAGAGUGAUAUAGAAAUUGACACAGAGGGAGUGAUCGAACCUGACGCCGAUGAACCGCAGGAGAUGGGAGAGUAUGAAAACAUUGAGGUCACAGAGGAGAUGAUGGACCAGGCCAGUGAGAAGAAGAUGGCGGCUAUUGACGCUCUGGGAGAAGGAGAUCUGCAGAAAGCUCUGGAUCUUUUUACUGAAGCCAUCAAGCUGAACCCCUGCGUAGCCAUCAUGUACGCCAAGAGGGCGAGCGUCUUUAUCCAGAUGAAGAAACCCAACGCAGCCAUAAGAGACUGCGACAGAGCCAUCAGCAUCAACCCAGACUCUGCACAGCCGUACAAGUGGAGGGGAAAAGCUCACAGGCUGCUGGGACACUGGGAGGAGGCAGCCAGGGAUCUGGCCACAGCCUGCAAACUGGACUAUGACGAGGACGCCAGUGCGUUACUGAAGGAGGUUCAGCCUAAGGCCAACAAAAUCAUGGAGCACAGACGCAAAUACGAGCGCAAGAGAGAAGAGAAGGCAGUGAGGGAGAAACAAGACCGGAUAAAGAAAGCCAGAGAGGAGCAUGCGCGGGCUCAGAGGGAGGAGGAAGCUCGGCAGUUUGGAGGAGGAUUCUUCCCAGGACCCGCUGGAUUCCCAGGCGGAGCCCCUCCUGGCAUACCUGGUCGUGACCUCCUGAAGGAUCCAGAGGUGCUCAACGCAUUGAAGGACCCCGAGGUGAUGGUUGCCUUCCAAGAUGUGGCACAAAACCCGGCCAACAUCGCCAAGUACCAGAACAACCCCAAAAUCAUGGCCCUGGUCACCAAGCUGAGUACCAAAUUUGGAGCUUCACCACAGCCGUAGAGAGGAGAGGACCAAAGACGAGCGGAGAGUGGAUACGUGGUGAAACAAUCUGGAGAGCCACAACGCUUUUCAACAAUUAUUCCACUGUGUGCAGAUCAAACGGGGAGCGGGUUAUUUGGUGUCGUGUAGAGAACGUGGGGCAACUUUUUAAAUGUACUUAGAACUUAGCAGCGUCCCGACUAAGCCACCCGAUGGUUAGGAGUCAGGCGUGACAACUUCGCCUGACUCGUCUCAGCUGGGACUUUACUAAACCGCAGGUUGACAUUUCUUAACCUGUAUCUGGAAAAGCUAAACUGGGAGCUCCUGCAUUAAGACGCCAGCGCAAAAAUAUUUUUACAGCCAUUUAAUACGUGGUGUGAUGGUUUAGCUUCCGGUCUUUUCUUUCUCCGAACAGAGCCGAACUCUCACUCACAACUGUCAGCGCUUUUUGUUAUCAGAUCGGUUAUUAAAAAUGCAAAAAAAGAAAUCACUGAUCUUGAUGUCUGACCCUGUUGAAAAAAAAAUCACAAUAAUAAA
This is a messenger RNA of Plectropomus leopardus (leopard coralgrouper), 1608 nucleotides long. It is a transcript of the gene st13, whose product is annotated as ST13 Hsp70 interacting protein. Gene Ontology annotation, molecular function: protein dimerization activity; Hsp70 protein binding. NCBI's taxonomy places the organism in Eukaryota, Metazoa, Chordata, Actinopteri, Perciformes, Serranidae. The record is from RefSeq and is a predicted model, not a curated record.